GUUAUCGAAUUAAACUACUUAUACUUAUGCCCAUACAAUACAUUUCCAUGCAACAAAAUACGACUAUAACUUUGCAGCGUUUAAGUGGAUAAUUAACUAGUUGAUUCUUUGUCUUGCUGGCGUCGUUAGAAACAACAACUACUGUAACGAGCUAGACUAUAGCUACAAUUGAGAGCUAGCUAGCUGUGUGAUGGUGACAUCAUUACUGUGUAGUAACUAGCUACAAUGUGCACAACCUAACAGCACAUCGCUAUAUCGACUAGUACAGCAGUAGGUGCAUGAUUGGCUUGUGGAACCAGAGGCCUGGAUCCGAAAUCUGAAAGAUCACCCUACAUUAACACCAAUAUUUAUUGGCCCCAAGUCUGCCAUGAGAUCACUCAUUUAAACAAACGUGGGAAGAAGAUGGCUGCAGAGCUUUUUCCCACUAAGACGCCGGUCACUUGUGCCUCCGCUAGUACAUCUGUUCAGCAGUACCAGCAGCAGAAUCUGAACAACAACAACACAAUACACAGUUUUAAUUGGCAAGGACUGUAUCCUACCAUUCGAGAAAGGAACUCAGUCAUGUUCAACAGUGAGUUAAUGGCAGAUGUUCACUUUGUUGUGGGCCCUCCAGGUGGGACCCAACGAGUCCCAGGGCACAAAUAUGUUCUGGCUGUUGGAAGUUCAGUUUUCCAUGCCAUGUUUUAUGGUGAACUGGCUGAGGAUAAGGAAGAGAUCCGUAUACCUGACGUUGAACCUCCCUCUUUUCUGGCGAUGUUGAAGUACAUUUACUGUGACGAGAUAGACCUGUGUGCCGACUCUGUUCUGGCUACCCUCUAUGCUGCUAAAAAGUACAUAGUGCCUCAUUUGGCACGAGCCUGUGUUAACUUCCUGGAGACGAGUCUGAGUGCCAAGAAUGCCUGCGUGCUGCUGUCCCAGAGCUGCCUAUUUGAAGAGCCCGACCUAACACAGCGCUGCUGGGAGGUGAUUGAUGCCCAGGCCGAGUUAGCACUCCGCUCGGAGGGCUUCUGCGACAUCGACGCACAGACCCUCGAGAGCAUCCUGCGUCGCGAGACCCUCAAUGCGAAGGAGAUGGUGGUGUUCGAGGCGGCACUGAGCUGGGCCGAAGCCGAAUGCCAGCGGCAGGAACUGCAGCCCACCAUCGAGAACAAGCGCCUGGUGCUGGGCAAAGCCAUCUACCUCAUCCGUAUACCGACCAUGGCGCUGGAUGACUUUGCCAAUGGAGCAGCGCAGUCCGGUGUGCUGACACUCAACGAGACCAACGACAUCUUCCUGUGGUACACAGCUGCCAAGAAGCCCGAUCUGCUCUUUGUCAGUAACCCCCGCAAAGGCCUGUCUCCACAACGCUGCCAUCGCUUCCAGUCAUGCGCCUACCGGAGCAACCAGUGGCGCUACAGGGGCCGCUGCGACAGUAUCCAGUUUGCCGUGGACAAGCGCGUCUUCAUUGCCGGCUUUGGUCUGUACGGCUCUAGCUGCGGCUCGGCAGAGUACAGCGCCAAAAUCGAGCUGAAGCGUCAGGGAGUGUCCCUGGGCCAGAGCCUCAUCAAGUACUUCUCUGACGGCUCCAGCAGUACGUUCCCCGUGUGGUUCGAGUACCCGGUGCAGAUUGAGCCGGACACAUUCUACACGGCCAGCGUGGUGCUGGACGGCAAUGAGCUGAGUUAUUUUGGUCAGGAGGGUAUGACCGAGGUGCAGUGUGGGAAGGUGACCUUCCAGUUUCAGUGUUCCUCAGACAGUACCAACGGAACAGGUGUGCAAGGGGGUCAGAUCCCAGAACUCAUCUUCUACGCCUGAAAUGUUAAAUGCCACUUUUAAAAUCCAGGGCGAUUUUUGUCUGAUACUGCCAUUUUGGAAGGGUAGGAAAUUUAGGGGUAGGAAAACCGAUGGAGAUGGGAUUUAUUCUCAGGAUGUUCUCAUGCAUCAAGUCUUGCGUAUUUAACAUGUUUCUGUAAACCGAGUGGAAGAGUUUGAAAUAUUCUGCCUUAAAAGUCAGUGUGAAGGACCAGGGUUGUGGUGACCAAAAGCAACAAAAAAGUAACUAUUUCUGUCAAAUGAAGGAUAAUGUGCAAAGUGUUUCACUCCGUAUAAAUGUUGUCCUUGCAACCUAACAUUUAAUCAAAAACAGCACAAGUAUGCAGUGUAUUUCCCCCCCACUCUUACAUUCCUGAUAUAAUUUGUUACACUACAAAUGACAAUGACUCAAGAUAUGACUUUAGUACAAAAUAUUUCAACAGUUUCGAGAAACACUACAUAUAUUUUUGUAUUUCUAACUUGAGAAAUUGUCAACAAUUUUGAUGGUGCAAUUUCUAAGGUUUUGUAUUCAAAAAUGUUGUUGAACGUCAAUCCGUUGUCAUUUGUGUGUCUUCAGAUUAAACCAAUGUUUUAUUUAAUCAUUAAAAGGUUUUCAUGUAAAUACUAACCUUUUGUAUGUAAGCGUACACAUAAUCUUCUCAUGGUCCAGUAUAACUUAAUCAUAUGCUGAACCCCCUAUAUGAAAGGGGAAAGUCUUUUUUGUAUCCCCCUCACUAGCUUGUGUUUAGGUGGUGUAUUCUAACAGGCAGUAAAGAAUCAAAGAAUAACUUUGUACUGUAAUUGUGACAGUGCUGAUGGACCUAUGAAUGUGCCAUGUUUGAAUAAUGACAAAGCUAUCUAAUUCUGUUUUUUUUUUCUUUUGUUUUUCUUUUUACACUAUUAUUGACGUUGUUAGAUACUAUUAAACAUUAUAUGGA
Molecule: messenger RNA, 2729 nt
Organism: Osmerus eperlanus (European smelt)
Lineage: Eukaryota; Metazoa; Chordata; Actinopteri; Osmeriformes; Osmeridae
Gene: btbd3a
Product: BTB (POZ) domain containing 3a
Exons: 5
Coding region: 403-1794 (463 amino acids)
Biological process (GO): cerebral cortex development; dendrite morphogenesis; neurogenesis
Cellular component (GO): cytosol
Molecular function (GO): protein binding
Source: RefSeq, a predicted model, not a curated record